GAACAAGAAGAACUAGGAAGGUACAAGUUCAUGUCCAUAUUAUUGGAGGGACAUAUACUGCACAAAAGGAAUUUCCACACAUGGUGGCCUUGGGAUACGGAAGAAAAACAGAACCGCAAUGGUUAUGUGGAGGAAGUCUCAUAAGCGACGAAUACGUCAUUACAGCUGCACACUGCUUAUCAGCUGAAACUUUAGGCGACAUCCAGUACGUCAGACUGGGCACCACUACCCUCCAAACGGAAACCCUGGAAUCAGAGGACCAUGACGUGAUCGCUCGCAUCCCUCAUCCAGACUACAUAACUGGCAAGCAAUACAACGACAUAGCCUUGCUGAGGCUGGACCGCGCCGUCGAAUUCAACGAGUUCAUCGCCCCCAUAUGCCUCACGGCGUCCAGAGACCUCACCUACUCGAAGCUGGUGGCUACAGGGUGGGGCAAACAGGAGUCUGGCGGGGUCAGCAAGGAGCUGCAGAAGGUCGAGCUGGACUACGUGCCACGAGACGUGUGUCAGAGGGGCUACAAUGGGAUAUCGCUGGAAGAGCUGCCGGACGGUAUCAGGGAGGAAUCGCAGCUGUGUGCGGGAUCCUUGCAAGGGGCAAAGGAUACGUGUCAGGGUGAUUCUGGAGGACCUCUCCAGUUGCAACAAGAUGGGAGGAUGUACUUGAUAGGAAUAACUUCUUUCGGCAUCGGAUGUGGGAGACCUGAGAGUCCUGGAGUGUAUACGAGGGUAUCUUACUACAUACCAUGGAUUGAAAGCAUAGUAUGGAGACAAUGAUGUUCUCUAUUUUUGUUGAGAACAUAAUAUGUUGUACUCCUCCUACAACCAUUCUGAUUAUGUAUUGAAGUCCAAAUAACUUAUAUCCCAACGAAUAAAUAAAAUACUAAAA
Messenger RNA from Phaedon cochleariae (mustard beetle), 885 nucleotides. NCBI's taxonomy places the organism in Eukaryota, Metazoa, Arthropoda, Insecta, Coleoptera, Chrysomelidae. The record is from the annotation of a GenBank genome assembly.